Eimeria mitis is the source of this 3141-nucleotide messenger RNA. RefSeq lists its product as uncharacterized. The record is from RefSeq and is a predicted model, not a curated record. NCBI's taxonomy places the organism in Eukaryota, Apicomplexa, Conoidasida, Eucoccidiorida, Eimeriidae. Bases 1 to 3141 code for a protein of 1046 amino acids. The transcript has a single exon.
AUGCUGCAGCAGCUGCUGCUGCAGCAGCAAGACUCUAGAUAUCUUUAUCUUACGCUUUCUCUGUUGCUGCGGCUGCUGGCGAUAGAAGCACAGGCACAGCAGCAACUGCCGCAGCACGAGCUGCAGCAGCUGCAGCAGCAGCAGCAGCAGCAAGAUGCACUACGCGCAUUCCUUAUCACCCACCCAGAUAUUACACACAGACUUGCUGCUGCUGCUGCUGCUGCUGGGGUUCCUGGCGUUGCUGCUGCUGCUGCAGCACCAACAACAGCAGCAGCAACUGCAGCAGAAACAGCAGCAACUGCAGCAGCAACAGCAGCAGCAACCACCAACCCAGACACCAAAACAAAAACCGAAACCAACACCAGCAGCAGCAGCAGCAGCAGCAGCAGCAGCGUUGAUGAAAAGACGUUGUCUUUGGCAAUGGCAGCAGCAGAAGAUAUGGGGUUAGUAAGCGUGCUGCUGCAGCAGACAGAUGUCCUUAAUGUAUCUCGGUGGUGCAGCAGCAGCAGCAUCAGCUCGUUGCUGCUGCGAUCGUUUACUCUUACGCAUGCAUGGACAGAGUUUGCUUCUGCUGAGGAAACACAGCUUGCUGCUGCAGCAGCAACACUCAGAAAAAAUACCAGCUGCAGCAGCAGCAACAGCAGCAGCAGCAGCAGCAGCAGCAGCAGCAGCUUGGCGCAGAAACUCAAAGAAGUGAUAGAUGAAGAUGAAGAUAUACUGGGCCUGGUUAGACCCACAAGGAGAAGACAAUACCAAUACCAGCAGCAGCAGCAGCAGCAGCAGCAGCAGCAGCAUGAGAGUGCUGCUGCUGCUGGUGCUGCUGCAGCAAGACGCGCAAGAGAUGCAUUUACUUUUACACGCAGAGACGGAGCAGCAACACAGCAGCAGCAGCAGCAGCAGCAGCAGCAGCAGCAGCAGGAGCAGCAGCAGCAUCACCACCAGCAGCAGCAGCAACGUCACCAGCGCCGCAACCUCCGGCAGCAAGAGCAGCAAGAGCAGCAAGAGCAGCAGCUGCUGCAUCAGCAUCUGCAGCAGCAGCUAGUGCAGCAGCUGCAGCAGCACAAUUUCUUCCCUGUGUCUGUAGAUGAUGACUCUCUCCCCUUCCUCGAUCCCCAGCAGCAGCAGCAGCAGCAGCAGCAGCAGCAGCGUCAGCAGCAGCAGCGGCAGCAGCAGCAGCAGGAGCAGGAGGAGUAUGAGGCUGAGGAGGCUGAGCAGGAGGCAGCAGCAGCAGCAGCAGCAGCAGAAGCAGCAGCAGCAGCAGCAGCAAUGGAUACAGAUGGAGAUAGGUAUAUACACUGGCUGCGCCGCCGCCUGCGGCUGCUGUCUGCGUGGCCCCUCAGCAGCAAAACGAUAGAGGGAAUCCUUGAGUGUUUGCCUGAGGAGACAAGACACAGCAGCAGCAGCAGCAGCAGCAGCAGCAGCAGCGGCUGCGGUAGCGGUACGCAAGUACUCAUCACUGACACCGGAGUAGUGCUGCAGGAUCUUACCCUGCAGCAGCAGCAGCAGCAGCAGCAGCAGCAGCAGCAGCAGAGUAUACCUGACCCUAUUGAUCUAGCAAAUGAGGCCUAUAGAAAAUAUCUACAAGAACUGCAGCAGCAGCAGCAGCAGCAGCAGCAACAGCAGCAGCAGCAGCAGCACGAGGAUAAUCAAAUGCAGAGCGACUCGGCAACGGCUGCUCCCCAGCAGCAGCAGGACGAGCAGCAGCAGCAGCAGCAGCAGCAGCACGAGCAGCUGCAGCAGGAGCAGCAAUCAUCAGCAGCAGAAGGUUCAAGUACAUCUGCCGCUGCUGCUGCUGCUGCUGCUGCUGCUGCUGCUGCUGCUCCUGAGGCAGAGUGGCUGUGGACGCGGCUGUUUGUGGUAGAUGAGAACCAGCAGCAGCAGCAGCAGCAGCAGCAGACAGACAUUCAGCAGCGAAUAGCAGCAGCAGUUGCAGAGGGAACAGCAGCAGGAGAAGCAGCAGUAGCAGCAGCAACAGCACAAGCAGCAGCACAUGUAGCAGCAGCAGCAGCAGCAGCAGCAGCUACUGAGGGACGUCGGCCUGUGGAGGCACUGAACAGGCUGCAGCUGCAGGGGCGUACUGGGGCUCGGCAGCAGCAGCAGCCGCAGCAGCAGCAGCAGCUGCUGCUGCUGCUGCAGCAGCAGAGGAGACGACGGCAGCAGCAGCAGCAGCUCAGGCCCGGACGCAGAAGGUUUAGCAGCAGCAGAAGCCGCAGCCACAGCCGCAGCCGCAGCAGCAGCAGCGACAGCAGCAGCCAGCUGCGCAUCCCAACAGAUAACCAAGGAACACCAGCAGCAGCAGCAGCAGCAGCAGCAGCAGCAGCAGCAGCAACAGAAGAAGAGCAGCAGCAGCAGCAGCAGCAGGGUGGCAGCGACUCGUCUUGGACGUAUACUGAUUCUGUAUCUAGGAGAAGCAGCAUGAGCAGCAGCAACAGCAGCAACAGCAGCAACGGCAGCAGCAACAGCAACAGCAGCUCGGUGCCUUCUCCCGUUAUCUCAAGGAUAGCCGGCACAGACGAUGCAGCAGCAGCAGCAACAGCAGCAACAGCAGCAGCAAUUGCUGCUGCUGCUGCUGCAGGGGAAGACAGGACGGAUAGGGAAGCACCUGGUGCUGCUGCAGCAGGAGCAGCAGCAGCAGCAGCACCCACAGCAGCAGAAAGAGAAGCAGCAGCAGCAGGAGCAGCAGCAGCAGCACCAACAGCAGCAGCAGCAGCAACAGCAGCAAGAGCAGGACAAGAUUCAUCACCAUUGGCUAUGCUGCUGCAAAUGAUGCUUUCAGGUACACGACAGGUGCAGCAGACGCUGCUGUCGCUGCAGGAGGCUGCUGCUGCUACUGUUGUUGCUGCUGCUGGUGGUGGUGGUGCUGCUGCUGCUGCUGGUGGUGGUGGUGGUGCUGCUGCUGCUGCUGGUGGUAAUCGAGCAGCAGCAGCAGAAACGGAACACGCAGAUGCAGGUGCGUUUGCUGCUGCAGCUAAUGCUCUACCGCCCCAGGAUGAGGAGGUGCUGCUGCUGCUGCUGCAGCAGCAGCAGCAGCACGACCAGCAGCAGCAGCAACGCCCCACGCGAACUGUCUACCGCAGAGAGCUGAAGGCUCCCAAGGAAUUCCCCUUCGUCAUACGCUGCACCCUUCUUCAGGUCAGCUAG